This is a messenger RNA of Mytilinidion resinicola, 826 nucleotides long. RefSeq lists its product as uncharacterized. The record is from RefSeq and is a predicted model, not a curated record. The coding region runs from base 204 to 686 and encodes 160 amino acids. NCBI's taxonomy places the organism in Eukaryota, Fungi, Ascomycota, Dothideomycetes, Mytilinidiales, Mytilinidiaceae. The transcript has a single exon.
CAGGGAUACAGCACAACGUGACUUGUGAACGCCAAUAGCGAAAUACAAAAUAACAAUAUUCAUAGAUAACAGUGAUAAUAAGGCGCGUCGAGCAUUCAGCCAAGGACAUUCAAACUAGCAAGAAAUCGAUUGGCAAGGAGGCUGUGCUGGGCGAGAGACGUGACCGUUGGGCAGAGACGUCGAGCUCUAAGGCAAAUCGUAGUAUGCGGGCUGAGGCAAUGCGGCCGCGCGGCGUAGCUACACAAGAGCUUGGUUUAACAUCUCCUGACUUCGCGACGACGCGGUUUGGAGGCCACAGGCGGAUACACGGCCACAUCGCGGCCGUAGGGUGGCCUCGACGUCCGCUGCCGGACCGUCACACUGCAAAGCCGAGCACUAGUCCCAUCUUUCAAGUCGUGACUGUGGGGAGGAACUCGCCUAAGCUACUCAAGUCUUCUCGCCCAAGCUCCUCAAGUCUUCUCGCCCUCGGCGCGGACGACAUCGCCAAAGGUAUUUCAAGGACCUGGCUUUGCACGGCCUCCUCCUGUUCAGCUACGUGUAUCCGCCUUGAUCAUGCGCGUCCGGUGGCUUUGCGAAGGGCGAGGCGGUUGUAUGAGGCGGCGAUGAGGCAGUCGGUGAAGAGGGCAUCGUUGGGCAGACCCGCGAAAGGACUUCCAGGGGAUGGCAGAGCUCUAUGUCCCUGUUAGCUAGCAGAUGUUGGAGCAUAGGGAGGGAAUGAGAGCGCUCAGCCCCCGCGAUGCUCCAAGGUGCGUCCACCUGCACUUUCUUCAGUGCCUAAUGUUCUCAUGGUUCCGUUUCGGCACACUCGGAGUGCUGCCUGGCUAGA